GUGAAAAUGUUUGUCUACACUUUUGCAACUUUAAUAAUUUUAAUCCAUGUUAGUGUUGUUGUAAAUACGUUGAGUGUUUCCGAAUUAACAAAGAAAUUUGACGAAAUUGUACAAAACUUGUCGGAAAUUUUCGCCAAAUUAGAUUAUGAUUUCGAAAGAUUCGACACAAAAAGAAGAGAGGAAAAAUUAUUCCUGGCAUUAGAUAGAAUCAAUUUUGGUAUAAAAAUAAUGGAACAACGACUUGAUAAAAGCCACAAUACGAUUAUUAAAUUAUUAAAUAAAUUGCCACAAGAGGUGCGACAAGAAUUAAAUUCGCACGACAUCCAAAACAAAAAAAGCUUCAUCGACUAUUACUUCUUUCUUUUGGAACAAUAUGUAAGAGAUUUCGACGAAUUUAAAAAAUCAACUUUAAUUAAAUUUUGUGAAAGCGCUGUAUCCAAUAGCUUAAAUUCAGUUCGGUUUUUAAUGGAAGCAAUCUACAAAAAUGUUAUUAGAGCCGAUUUCUUGAAAGUAUUUCAAAAACAAUUUAAGCCCAAAACGAGGCUUUUCUGCAACGAAAAUUACUCGCAACAAGAGGCAAUUCAUCGAUUUUUAAACGAAAUUCUAAUCACAAAUUUCAAGAGUUAUGUUCUUGAACAAUCGGCUUAUAUUAUCAAAAAACACCACGAUCAAGGGAAUUACACCAAAGAGGUUGAAUUCAGUUAUAACGAAUUUUUAUCAAGGUCUUACAACAUCACAAAGAUUUUUAAACAAAACAUGAGGGAGGCAUCAAGAGAAUUGUGGAGAUGUGACCCUUCCAAACAUAUCAAAAACGAAACUUUUGUCGAAAUUACCAAUUUCCUCCAUGGUUUUAUCCUCAAUAAAGCAAAUUUAGAUUCUCUGGGACAAUGCCGCGAGGAAUGCGAUAGUUUCAAAAUGGUAAAAUCAAAAGAUUGCAAAAAGAAUAAUUGGUGUGAAAAACAGGUCACUUGUCCUAAAAUUAUCGACUGCCAAUAUAUUGAUUCUUCGAUGACUGUGUGUUCCAGUAUUAUGACAAAACACAACCGACGAUAUGAAUACAUAGAAUUUGGUAACAGAAUAACUUUCGGGGAGAAAAAAAUAUGCAAUGGUGAAAUAACUUAUUUAGAAACGUAUAGAAACUGGUUGGUUUGGGAAUGUUCAUAUUGCUUCUGUUUGUGUGACGAAGGGCCGAAAUAUUUUUCAGACAGAUAUAUCAAUUUACGGCUCAGUAUGUCAAACAUAAGUGAUAACAGAGUUGUCACAGGUUUAAAGUUUGUGAAACACAACAAAAUCAUACAUUUGCAAAUCCAGGAAGGUAAACUCCUGGAAGGGGGAAAAAUCGCCCCGGAUUCCGUCCAAUGGGUCCCCCCGGAAGAUUACAAAAUAACUGAUCGAUAUAUUCAUGAAGGUCAAGACUACCAUGUUAUCACUUGGGAAAAAAGAAGCAUGGAAUUAACCGAAAUUAUGGCACAAAACGGUUCGGUUGUAACAGGUGUCAGAUUUAAAAAAAUCGGUACUCGACUCGAACUUGAAAUCAUGACGACACCUUUCAAUUUCGCAACAGGAAAACUAAAACAAAAUCCGGAUAAAUCGAGUAUUUUCGAAGAAGCUCCAAAUAUCGGUCUAAGACACAAAUUUGGAAAUGAAAUCAAAUUAUCGUCACCGGAUGUUCCCACUCGAAUGACGGCACCUUCCAAUCGUUUCACAACCGGAAAAUAUAUUCAAUUUACAAAUACGGAUUUUUAUAAAGAUGCAGCACAAACCACGGUACCAUUUUUCGACUCUCAGCAAGUUUAUAGCAAACAUCCGGUACCACUUUCCGGGGUUGGGCUUUUUCACAAGGGACGAGGAGGUUCCGGCGGGUUUAUAGCCCCCAAAAUAUUCACCUAUGACUUCAGCCAACAUUUGUAG
Tribolium madens (black flour beetle) is the source of this 1911-nucleotide messenger RNA. RefSeq lists its product as uncharacterized. The record is from RefSeq and is a predicted model, not a curated record. The transcript has 8 exons. NCBI's taxonomy places the organism in Eukaryota, Metazoa, Arthropoda, Insecta, Coleoptera, Tenebrionidae. Bases 7 to 1911 code for a protein of 634 amino acids.